GGCCAACCAGAGUUCCUCCGGGUUGAAGCCUGGAACUGCCGCCGCCGCUUAAGCCUGCCAACGCACCGGUACGGCUGCUGCCCUCCUUGUCCUACCUCUAGAAACAUUCUUGCCAGUAGUGGCGGCAACAGGACUCAAUUACCCCCUUCGUGUUUUCCCUUAAGAAGCUCCAGAUGGCGUCUUCUGUGGGCAACGUGGCCGACAGCACAGAACCAACGAAACGUAUGCUUUCCUUCCAAGGGUUAGCUGAGUUGGCACAUCGAGAAUAUCAGGCAGGAGAUUUUGAGGCAGCUGAGAGACACUGCAUGCAGCUUUGGCGACAAGAGCCAGACAAUACUGGUGUGCUUUUAUUACUUUCAUCUAUACACUUCCAGUGUCGAAGGCUGGACAGAUCUGCUCACUUUAGCACUCUGGCAAUUAAACAGAAUCCCCUUCUGGCAGAAGCCUAUUCGAAUUUGGGGAAUGUGUACAAGGAAAGAGGGCAGUUACAGGAAGCAAUUGAGCAUUACCGGCAUGCAUUGCGUCUCAAACCAGAUUUCAUCGAUGGUUAUAUUAACCUGGCAGCCGCGUUGGUAGCAGCAGGUGACAUGGAAGGGGCAGUCCAAGCUUACGUCUCUGCUCUUCAGUACAAUCCUGAUUUGUACUGUGUUCGCAGUGACCUGGGGAACCUGCUCAAAGCCCUGGGUCGCUUGGAAGAAGCCAAGGCAUGUUAUUUGAAAGCAAUUGAGACGCAACCGAACUUUGCAGUAGCUUGGAGUAAUCUUGGCUGUGUUUUCAAUGCACAAGGGGAGAUUUGGCUUGCAAUUCAUCACUUUGAAAAGGCUGUCACCCUUGACCCGAAUUUUCUGGAUGCUUAUAUUAAUUUAGGAAAUGUCUUGAAAGAGGCACGGAUUUUUGACAGAGCUGUGGCAGCUUACCUUCGGGCCCUAAGCUUGAGUCCAAAUCAUGCGGUCGUGCACGGCAACCUGGCUUGUGUAUACUAUGAGCAAGGCCUGAUAGAUCUGGCAAUAGACACCUACAGGCGAGCUAUUGAAUUGCAACCACAUUUUCCUGAUGCUUACUGCAACCUAGCCAAUGCUCUCAAAGAGAAGGGCAGUGUUGCCGAAGCGGAAGAUUGUUACAAUACAGCUCUCCGGCUGUGUCCCACUCAUGCAGACUCUCUGAAUAACCUAGCCAAUAUCAAACGAGAACAGGGAAACAUUGAAGAGGCAGUUCGCUUGUAUCGUAAAGCAUUAGAAGUCUUUCCGGAGUUUGCUGCUGCCCAUUCGAAUUUAGCAAGUGUAUUGCAGCAGCAGGGAAAACUGCAGGAAGCUCUGAUGCAUUAUAAGGAGGCUAUUCGAAUCAGUCCUACCUUUGCUGAUGCCUACUCUAAUAUGGGAAACACUUUAAAGGAGAUGCAGGAUGUGCAGGGAGCCUUGCAGUGUUAUACUCGUGCCAUUCAGAUAAACCCUGCGUUUGCAGAUGCCCACAGCAAUCUGGCUUCCAUUCACAAGGAUUCAGGGAAUAUUCCAGAAGCAAUAGCUUCUUACCGCACUGCUCUGAAACUUAAACCUGAUUUUCCUGAUGCUUAUUGUAACUUGGCUCAUUGCCUGCAGAUUGUCUGUGAUUGGACAGACUAUGAUGAGCGAAUGAAGAAGUUGGUCAGUAUUGUGGCUGACCAGUUAGAGAAGAACAGGUUGCCUUCGGUGCAUCCUCAUCAUAGUAUGCUAUAUCCUCUUUCUCAUGGAUUCAGGAAGGCUAUUGCUGAGAGGCAUGGGAACCUCUGCUUGGAUAAGAUUAAUGUCCUUCAUAAACCACCAUAUGAACAUCCAAAAGACUUGAAGCUCAGUGACGGUCGACUGCGUGUAGGCUAUGUGAGUUCUGACUUUGGGAAUCAUCCUACUUCUCACCUUAUGCAGUCUAUUCCAGGCAUGCACAAUCCUGAUAAAUUUGAGGUGUUCUGUUAUGCCCUGAGCCCAGAUGAUGGCACUAACUUCCGAGUAAAGGUGAUGGCAGAAGCUAAUCAUUUCAUUGAUCUUUCUCAGAUUCCAUGCAAUGGAAAAGCAGCUGAUCGCAUCCACCAGGAUGGUAUACACAUCCUUGUAAAUAUGAAUGGUUAUACCAAGGGUGCCCGAAAUGAACUCUUUGCUCUCAGACCAGCUCCUAUUCAGGCAAUGUGGCUGGGAUACCCUGGGACUAGUGGUGCGCUUUUCAUGGAUUAUAUCAUCACUGAUCAGGAAACUUCACCAGCUGAAGUUGCUGAGCAGUAUUCUGAGAAACUGGCUUAUAUGCCCCAUACUUUCUUUAUUGGUGAUCAUGCUAAUAUGUUCCCUCACCUGAAGAAAAAAGCAGUCAUCGAUUUUAAGUCCAAUGGGCACAUUUAUGACAAUCGGAUUGUUCUGAAUGGCAUCGACCUCAAAGCAUUUCUUGAUAGUCUGCCAGAUGUGAAAAUUGUCAAGAUGAAAUGUCCUGAUGGAGGAGACAAUGCAGAUAGCAGUAAUACAGCUCUUAAUAUGCCUGUCAUUCCUAUGAAUACUAUUGCAGAAGCAGUCAUUGAAAUGAUUAACAGAGGACAAAUUCAGAUAACAAUUAAUGGGUUCAGUAUUAGCAACGGACUGGCGACUACCCAGAUCAACAAUAAGGCUGCCACUGGAGAGGAGGUUCCCCGCACCAUUAUCGUAACCACACGUUCUCAGUAUGGGUUACCAGAAGAUGCCAUUGUGUACUGUAACUUCAAUCAGUUAUAUAAAAUCGAUCCUUCUACUUUACAGAUGUGGGCAAAUAUUCUGAAGCGUGUUCCCAAUAGUGUGCUGUGGCUGUUGCGUUUUCCAGCAGUAGGAGAACCUAAUAUUCAACAGUAUGCACAAAACAUGGGCCUUCCCCAGAACCGUAUCAUUUUUUCACCUGUUGCUCCUAAAGAGGAACAUGUCAGGAGAGGCCAGCUGGCUGACGUCUGCCUGGACACACCACUUUGUAAUGGGCACACCACGGGGAUGGAUGUCCUCUGGGCAGGGACACCUAUGGUGACUAUGCCAGGAGAGACCCUCGCUUCUCGAGUUGCAGCUUCCCAGCUCACUUGUUUAGGUUGUCUUGAGCUUAUUGCUAAAAAUAGACAAGAAUAUGAAGACAUAGCUGUGAAACUGGGAACUGAUCUAGAAUACCUGAAGAAAAUUCGUGGCAAAGUCUGGAAGCAGAGAAUAUCUAGCCCUCUGUUCAACACCAAACAAUACACAAUGGAACUAGAGCGGCUUUAUCUACAGAUGUGGGAGCAUUACGCAGCUGGCAACAAACCUGAUCACAUGAUUAAGCCUGUUGAAGUCACUGAGUCAGCCUAAAUAAAGACUGUAUGCACAGGAGAAUUACCCCUAUACCUGAGCCUCAACCUUCUGGGGGAAAGGGAACUAGAUAAUGUACUUUUUACUUACCUGUACAGUAUCAUGUUGCAGAUGGGUGACAAAUAACGAUCAUAGAAUAGCACAGUCAGACUUGCUUCCUGCAUGAUAGGGAGAGACACAAGAGGUGGGAAACUGCUGUUCCACAAGGAAUCUCCGUAGAAUUUGGCAGCAACCAGGUGGUGCAUAGGUCUGGAAGGUCUGAUCUCCCUUGGUCUUCCAUGGGAUGGUUAGUGUGGAGGGGAGAUAGAGAUUGUCCAGCCGUUUUGUGAUUCCAUGGAUUGAUUGAGUCUUCUGAAUUGAAUCUUUUUCUUUAUAUUUUGGGUAUUGGAGCUUUUAAAAAUGUUUGGUUUCAGGUAUUUUUAUUCAUGUGAAGUGUGUAUGGUUCUCUUGAGAUAAGGUUUUAAGCUGAAAUGUUGCUCCUUGUUUUAGUUUCUGAACUCCACAGGUUCCUGAGGACUUUGCUGGUGUAGUCUUUUUAUAGGUUUUAUAAACCACUUGAGCCUAUAUCAGUCGUUUUAGUGUCUGACCUAAUGUUUGGAGCUAUCAGUGCUUUGUUGGUUUAGGUGAUGAUUCAGUUUUUUUCUGGUCCAUUUCCCAUUUCCUUCUCUUCCCCUCCCCCCACUUUAAAAUUUCUCCUGUAACUCAGCUAACAAAACCAAGUCUGAUUCAAAACAUCCCAGAGUGUUUCUGUUAAACACAUCAUCUGGUGCCAAAUGAAAAUUCUGAGGAGUGAUUAUUAAUUAUAAAGGGCACAGUUGUGGUACUGUCAUUGAUGAUAAUAAUAGAGAUUUUUUGGGCCUAGUUUUGACCUAUUUCACCAGUGUUUUACCUUUGACUGCCCCUUUAUGCUGCUUCCAAAAGUGAUAGUGUGUGAUAAUAUUUUUACCUUCCUUUCUAAAGUUUGUUUUUUUUUUAAGUGAGUCCUGUUCUUCCUAUUUCUUUCAGCAGAAAUGAAAUCCCAGGUAAGUAUAAGUAUUCAAAUAUUUGAUCCGUAAGUCACAGUUGUCUCCAAUACAUUAAAUAACUUUCGUCAAAAAACUUGUUAUAGGUCAAAAGCUCUGAAGGACCAGCUAUGUAUAUGAGUAAUCACUUUUUAGCCCUCUAGGGUCUCAUAGACUAGCUGUCUUCUGGACUUGGUCUUGAAGUCUCUGUGGAGUCAGCCUCCGUAGUAGCGAACUGCACCGCUACUUGGUUUGGAGUCCAAAUGAGACUUUAGCCUUCCUGGAGCUUGAGUUCUUAAAAACCAUAGGAAUAAAAUUAUGGAUCUCAACAAAGGAUUGAGGGCUUGAGGCUUAAACAAGCCGACAUAUGAAUAUAUGUUUUGUCUUGCUGUGCUGCACUUAAGCUAUCUAGUAACAGAUAAUCUGUGUCUGCUGGUAGUGUUCUAGAUCAUGUCUUUCCAAAGCGCUGAGGCAGUGCACCUGUUCUGUAGUUGCAGCUGAUGUCUGAAUGUAUCCUAGCUGACAAAUUAUGAAUAAGAACUUGAAUUUCUGAGCGAUUCUUACUGUUAACCAAAAUCGGAGCAAGGAAUCUCAAAUGUAAUUCUUAGUCAGAAUUACAUGUUAAUGAACUGUGUACCUUUUAAUAAUGUAAAUCAAGAAACAUCAGUUUAGGAAUUUCUUAAUUUAUUUUUUACCUGAUUGAAAUGUCAGUUUAAGGUUGCCAGCAUGGUUGCAGAUAAACUGAUGUUUGAAAUUCACCAAACUACAUAAUGUGGAAUAGGAUAAUAUACUUCCAGUGCCCUCAGGCUGUGGCCUUGCAGCCAUUUACAUAGCACAUCAUUCCUCCUAUAGGGAUGGACUUUUCCUGGCACGAAAAGUAGCCGCUCUGGGUGAAGCUUUGCUUAUUGUAACAGGCUUUCCAGGUAACAUGUCUGUGGAAGACUUAAUUCUGAAUAGAUAUAGAUAUUGCUGGAAACGAAUUGUUUUUUCUAUUAUACUCUGCUUUAUCAAAAAAGUAAAACAUUUAAAUUGUGCUACAGAAAUCCAGAUGUUGUCUUGCGAUCUUUAAACAAUAAAUGAAUGAUUUGCCCUUAA
This is a messenger RNA of Equus quagga, 5410 nucleotides long. RefSeq names its product O-linked N-acetylglucosamine (GlcNAc) transferase (gene OGT). The record is from RefSeq and is a predicted model, not a curated record. The transcript is spliced from 22 exons. Gene Ontology annotation, biological process: protein O-linked glycosylation. Gene Ontology annotation, molecular function: protein N-acetylglucosaminyltransferase activity; protein binding. NCBI's taxonomy places the organism in Eukaryota, Metazoa, Chordata, Mammalia, Perissodactyla, Equidae. The coding region runs from base 174 to 3314 and encodes 1046 amino acids.